Messenger RNA from Alosa sapidissima (American shad), 4000 nucleotides. RefSeq names its product glutamate receptor, metabotropic 5b (gene grm5b). The transcript has 15 exons. Gene Ontology annotation, molecular function: adenylate cyclase inhibiting G protein-coupled glutamate receptor activity; G protein-coupled receptor activity involved in regulation of postsynaptic membrane potential. Gene Ontology annotation, biological process: G protein-coupled glutamate receptor signaling pathway; regulation of synaptic transmission, glutamatergic; trans-synaptic signaling by endocannabinoid, modulating synaptic transmission. Bases 431 to 4000 code for a protein of 1189 amino acids. The record is from RefSeq and is a predicted model, not a curated record. Gene Ontology annotation, cellular component: postsynaptic density membrane. Lineage: Eukaryota; Metazoa; Chordata; Actinopteri; Clupeiformes; Clupeidae.
CCGAGGGGCUGGCGCGCGACAGAGCGUUGAUUAGGAAGGUCGUCUGUGUCAUGUUGUACACGGAGGAUGACCUUGCCAGUUUCCUCUCCCAUCUGCCUCGUCAUGGAGGUCAAACACCAUCCUGGUACACACCUGGACUCCUCCCACUGAUAUCCCAAGAUGCACUGCUCCAUUCCGGCUGCCGCUGCUGCCACUGAGGCUGAUGCAGCAUCUCUGUUGUCAUAGUGACGCCUGAGACCUUCAUCACCGCCACCAUCAUCAUCACCUCUUCUUCAUCACGUUACUGAACCUGGCCAGAGAGAGAGAGAUACAGAGAGAGAGAGAGAGAGAUACAGAGAGAGAGAGAGAUACAGAGAGAGAGAGAGAGAUACAGAGAGAGAGAGAGAGAGGGGGAGGCCUGCACCUCUUGAGCCUUCAUCACUUCCUGCAAAUGGCCCUCCCCUUCCUGUGGGUUGCCGUGGCGUGGCAGGUGUGGUUGCCACUGGCGACGGGUGCCCAGCUGAGCGAGCGUCGCGUGGUGGCUCACGUGCCCGGCGACAUCAUCAUCGGCGCGCUGUUCUCCGUCCAUCACCAGCCGCCGGCCGACAAGGUGCACGAGCGCCAGUGCGGAGCGGUCCGCGAGCAGUACGGCAUCCAGCGCGUGGAGGCCAUGAUGGCCACACUGGACCGCAUCAACGCCGACCCCCACCUGCUGCCCAACGUCACGCUCGGCUGCGAGAUACGCGACUCCUGCUGGCACUCGGCCGUCGCCCUCGAGCAGAGCAUCGAGUUCAUACGCGACUCGCUGGUCGCCGCCGACGACGAAUGGGGACCCGCCCAGGCCGACACCGCCCUGGGAGGAGCCUUCGCGCCAGUGGGCGGAGCCAACACACAGAUGCGCUGCACAGAGCCCGGGGCGACCCCCAUGCGUGGGAAGAAGCCGAUCGUGGGCCUGAUCGGGCCCGGGGCCAGUGCAGUGGCCAUCCAGGUGCAGAACCUGUUGCAGCUCUUCAACAUCCCCCAGAUCGCCUACAGCGCCACCAGCAUGGACCUGAGCGACAAGAGCCUAUACAAGUACUUCAUGCGGGUCGUGCCCUCGGACGCCCAGCAGGCCCGCGCCAUGCUGGACAUCGUCAAGAGGUACAACUGGAGCUACGUAUCCGCCAUACACACCGAGGGUAACUAUGGGGAAAGUGGCAUGGAGGCCUUUAAGGAGCUGGCACACAAGGAGGGCAUCUGCAUCGCCCACUCCGAUAAGAUCUGGUCCAACGCGGACGAGCACAACUUCGACCGGCUGCUGCUGAAGCUGCGGGCGCAGCUGCCCAAGGCGCGCGUGGUGGCCUGCUUCUGUGAGGGCAUGACCGUCAGGGGCAUCCUGCUCGCCAUGAAGCGCCAGGGCCUGGUGGGAGAGUUCCUACUGGUGGGCAGUGACGGGUGGGCAGACCGUUAUGAUGUGACGGACGGCUUGGCUCGUGAGGCAGCAGGAGGCAUCACCAUCAAACUGCAGUCUGCCGACGUGAAAUGGUUUGAUGAGUACUACCUCAAGCUGCGGCCGGAGAAUAACCAGCGGAACCCUUGGUUUCCCGAGUUCUGGCAACAUCGGUUCCACUGUCGCCUCAAAGGCCAUCCGCAAGAGAACCUCAAGUUCAACCGCACCUGUAGCAAACGCGACUCCCUGCGUCAGCAGUAUGCCCAGGACACUAAGAUGGGCUUUGUGGUCAACGCCAUCUACUCGAUGGCCCACGGGCUGCACAGCAUGCAGCGGGCACUGUGUGCGGGCGAGAACGGCCUGUGUGCCCACAUGCGGCCCAUCGAUGGCGCCACAUUGCUGGACUUCCUCAUGAAGACCAACUUCACCGGCGUCUCUGGGGAGGCCAUCCUCUUCGAUCAGAACGGAGACUCGCCUGGCAGGUAUGAGAUUAUGAACUUUAAGAAGAUGGGGAAAGACUACUAUGACUACAUAAACGUGGGAAGUUGGGACAGCAGUGGUCUGAAGAUCGAUGACGAUGAGAUCUGGCCGACUCAAGAUGCCAUCAUCAAGUCUGUCUGCAGCGAACCCUGUGACAAGGGACAGAUCAAAGUCAUUCGUAAAGGCGAAGUGAGCUGCUGCUGGACGUGCACUCCUUGUAAGGAGAAUGAGUUUGUGUUUGAUGAGUACACCUGCAGAGCCUGUCAGCUUGGGUCCUGGCCAACAUAUGAUCUGACCGGCUGUGCCCAGAUCCCGGUGGAGUUCCUGCGCUGGGGUGAGCCCGAGCCGAUUGCGGCGGUGGUCUUCUCCUGCCUGGGCUUGCUGGCCACCUUCUUCGUGACCGCGGUGUUUGUGGUUCACCGAGACACUCCGGUGGUGAAGUCGUCGAGCCGUGAGCUCUGCUACAUCAUCCUGGCGGGCAUCUGCCUGGGCUACCUGUGCACCUUCUGCCUGAUGGCGCGGCCGCGCACCGCCCACUGCUACCUGCAGCGUCUCGGCGUGGGGCUCUCGCCCGCCAUGUGCUACUCCGCGCUGGUCACCAAGACCAACCGCAUCGCACGCAUCCUGGCGGGCAGCAAGAAGAAGAUCUGCACGCGCAAGCCGCGCUUCAUGAGCGCCUGCGCCCAGCUGGUCAUCGCCGCUGGACUCAUCCUACUGCAGCUCGCCCUCAUCGUCACGCUGUUCCUCAUGGAGCCGCCCGCUGUCAUCCACGACUACCCCUCCAUUAGACAGGUGCGUCUCAUCUGUAACACCUCCACCCUGGGCGUAGUGGCACCGCUAGGCUACAACGGCCUCCUCAUCCUGAGCUGCACCUUCUACGCCUUCAAGACGCGCAACGUGCCAGCCAACUUCAACGAGGCCAAGUAUGUGGCGUUCACCAUGUACACCACCUGCAUCAUCUGGCUGGCGUUCGUGCCUAUCUACUUCGGCUCUGACUACAAGAUCAUCACCACCUGCUUCUCCGUCUCCCUCAGUGCCACCGUCGCCCUGGGAUGCAUGUUCCUGCCCAAGGUGUACAUCAUCAUAGCCAAGCCGGAGCGCAACGUGCGGAGCGCCUUCACAACAUCCACGGCUGUGCGCAUGCAUGUGGGACACACAUCCACCACCACCACACACUCCUCCAACACCAGCCGCUCAGGCAGCCUGCUCAACCUGUGGAGGAGACGCGGCUCCGCUGGGGAGACACUCAGCUCCAACGGGAAGUCGGUGACGUGGGCAUCGAAUGAGCGCGGCGUCUCCCGUAGCAACCAGCUGUGGCAGCGCCUGUCGUUCCACAUCAAGAGGAAGGAGGCCAAUCAGACGGCCGUGAUCAAGCCCUUCUCCAAGAGUCCCGCCUCCCCUCCACAAGACACACCCCCCGACAGUGCCACUGCCAAGAUGCUCUGCCCCGGCCCCGACGACGACGAGCGUUACCAGGCGACGUACUGGCGACACACACACACGCCCUCUCCCAUCAGCACCGUCUGCAUGUCGGUGGGCGGGAUCAGCAGCGGGUCAGGGGCUGUGAUUGGAGGAGGAGGGUUGAUGGGCGGCGUGUCACAGGGGUGUGUGGGUGGGACUGGAGGCCCAAUGUGUGACGGCGAGAAUGUCGAUGUUUCUAUUGGUGGAUCUGCUGGAGUGGGUGGGGCAAGAGGCGGGGUUGGGGUGGGACCCCUGGGCGGGAUUCCCAGCGUUCCUGCGUGUGGAUUGGGCAGCUUGUCUGUGGGCGGGUCUCAGGGGGCUGGGCUGAUGGCUGGGAUUGGAGGAGGAGCAGGAGGGGGAGGAGCCUCCCUGAUGGACCAGAUCAGUUGUGUGGUGAGCAACUUCACUGCCAACAUCAGCGAGCUCAACAGCCUGAUGCUCCGUACCUGCUCACCUACGCCCAGAUCCCGCCCCCACCCGCCCCCCCCCUCACACCCGGCCCCGCCCCCUCCUCUGCCGCCGCCCACACAACAGGCCACGCCCCCUCCUCUGCCGCCGCCCCCCGAGGACCUGGAUGAGGAGCUGCUGGCACUCACCCCCCCCAUCCCCCUUCAGAGACGCCAUGGAGGGGUCACCCAGCAGCUCCUCUAA